This is a messenger RNA of Eublepharis macularius, 4838 nucleotides long. RefSeq names its product leucine rich repeat and sterile alpha motif containing 1 (gene LRSAM1). Gene Ontology annotation, molecular function: protein binding. The coding region runs from base 140 to 2311 and encodes 723 amino acids. The transcript is spliced from 25 exons. NCBI's taxonomy places the organism in Eukaryota, Metazoa, Chordata, Lepidosauria, Squamata, Eublepharidae. The record is from RefSeq and is a predicted model, not a curated record.
GAUACGGCAGGCAUGAGGGCGGGGACCGGGGAGGACUCAGGAAGUGCCUGAGGUGGUUUUUGUUUGUAAGGAGAUCAGAUCAAGGAUCGGUGGAGCUAUGAGUUGGAACUGAGUAGAGAUCAGGGGGGAAAGGAGGAAGAUGAUGCUCUUCUUCCGUAAAAGGAAACCCAGCGAUGAAGCCCGCAAGCGUCUUGAAUAUCAAAUGUGCCUGGCAAAGGAAGCUGGAGCUGAUGAUAUCCUUGAUAUAUCUAAAUGCGAACUGUCAGAGCUUCCAUAUGGAGUCUUUUCGACCUGUAAAGUCCUGCAGAAAAAGGUGCUGAUAGCUCAUACAAAUUGCUUGACAUCUCUGGUCCCAAAGUCUUGUAAUCUCCUGUAUCUUAUAACUGUGAAGGUUUUAGAUCUCCAUGACAACCAGCUGACCUCACUUCCUGCUGAAAUUGGUCAACUGACGUCUCUCCAGGUCCUGAAUGUUGAACGGAACCUCUUGAAGGCACUUCCGCAAUCUAUAGGGGAUCUUGUCCAGCUGCAGACCCUCAAUGUGAAAGGCAAUAAGCUGAAGGAGUUGCCUGCUGCUCUGAGCAACCUGCGCAGCCUGCGGACCUUAGAUAUUAGUGAGAACCAGGUGCGGGUGUUGCCACAGGCACUGGCUCAUAUCCGGACCCUAGAGAUGCUGACUUUGGAUGCCUUGUCCAUGACCUAUCCCCCAGACUCCAUCUGCAGCGCUGGCACAGAAGCCAUCCAACAGUUUCUGUGUGAAGAAUCUGGAAUUGAAUACAACUCUCCAUCCCAAUAUUUACUCCCUGUCUUGGAAAGUGAUGGAGGAGAGACCUCGGUGGAUGGGGUCAGCAGGGCAGUUUGUAAAUAUGCGAGCGAUGAAGCUGAGUGGCAGAACAAAUUUCUGGACUAUGAGAAACGUAAGGAGCAGAAAAUGCAGGAGAAACUGGAGUUUGAACGCUGGUUAGACCUGGAGCAGAGGGAACAGGCGCAGUUGAUGCAGCAGAGCCAGAACCAAAAGGGAGAAAUCCUCCAGAGUAUGAAAGCGGAGCGGAUGAAGCUGGAGCAGGGUCUGUCACGACACCAGCAGCACCUGGAAGAGGAGCGAAUGAAGCUGCUGGAUCAAUUAAAACAGAUGGAGCUGGGUGUCACCAGCCGAAUCCAGAAGCUGCUAGAAGAGAACCAGAGGCAAAAGCAGAACUCUGAGAUUCUGAAAUCCCUGGAGAACGAUCGGAUCCGGAUGGAGCAGCUGAUGGCCAUUACGCAGGAGGAGGCAGAGCAGCUGCGCAGGAGGGAAGUGGCCUCAGCCAUGCAGAAGAUGUUGGCAGAAACUUACAAGAGCAAGCUCAUCCAGGUGGCCUUUGAAUCUCGCCGGCAAGACCUUGUCAACCAGACCUGUAGCAGCUUAGCAAAGAUGGAUGAGCAAUUGCAGCAAAUCCUGGCCUGGCAACAGCUGGACCAGAACAAAGCCAUCAGCCAGAUUCUGCAGGAGAGUGAAAUGCAGAAGGCUGCCUUUGAAGCUCUCCAGGUGAAGCGAGAUCUUAUGCACUGCCAGAUCAGGAAUCAGAUUAAGUUAAUAGAGAAAGAGUUAUUGCAGCUGACACAGCUGGAGGUAAAGAGGCAACAGCUGGACACAGAGGCACUGCAGGAGGCAAUAGCAGAGCAACGGCGAGCCUUGACCUACCUGUUGCAGCAGCUGCUGAAAGAGAAGAAGCAGCGGGAAGAGGAGCUGCAGGAGAUCCUGCGGGAGCUGGAAGCCAAGAGCGAAACCAAGCAGGAGAACUAUUGGCUGAUCCAGUACCAGCGCUUGCUGAACCAGAAGCCCCUCUCCCUCCGGCUACAGGAGGAGGGCUUGGAGAAGCAGCUAGUGAAGCUGCUGACUGACCUGUCAGCUGACCAUUACUUGCCCAUUUUUGCUCAUCACCGGAUAUCACUAGGAAUGCUCUGCUCCAUGGCCCCCAGUGACCUGGCCAAGAUCGGAAUAACAGAAACUGGCCUGCAGCUCUCCAUCAUCCGACGGGCACAGGAAAUAAAUGCAGUGGCUAAAACCAUACCAGAGCUCUUGAAGUCAGAAGAGGAGGCAAUCCCUUCUGCUCCAGGACCCAGUGAGGAGCCCUCUGGUCUCGAAGCCCCUUCUGCUCCACCCCUGGAAGAGCGAAGCUGCGAGUGUGUGGUCUGUAUGGAGCAAGAGGCCCAGAUGGUUUUCCUGAGCUGCGGUCACGUCUGCUGUUGCCAGACCUGCUCUGAGGCCUUGCAGAUCUGCCCCCUCUGCCGCAAGGAGAUUGUGCAGCGCAUACGCCUCUUCCACAGUGGCUAGACACCAGCAGGGAGCUCCAAGGACAGAACAGCUUUUCCCAUCACGUAUCCACCCCUUCCUCUCCCCUUGUUUGGGGUUGGGGACAAGGGCAGCUAUGGGGAAAGCCUGGGAUUUGCACUACAUCCUUGUACCUCAUAUGCCUGUAUGCCAUCGUCAUAUACUCACAAAGCAUGGGUGCUGUUUCCUUUCCUCUGCCAUUGCUAAUCAAUCACCCCUGCAGGGGUCCUGAUGCCAAGAAGGAGCCAUUCUGCACAGAGAGCACGGCUCGAGCCGAGGAACACUCACAUGGCCCAGGAUGGAGAAAAUGGUUUCCCGUUCCUUAAAGCCAGCCUCAGAUUUUGGGAAGCCUGCAAGACUUUUCUUUUUAAAUCUUGCAGCCUUACACAGAAUGAAAAUGAUAAUAUUUAGAAUUGCCACGGACCAACCAUGCCUGCCUGUGGCAUUAAGUAUAGAGAUGUCAGUGGGAAGGAGAUCUGUUCUUCCUUCCCACAAGGAAAGUGGCCCAGGAAAAUUAAUUAAAGUGCUAUAAGGGUGUUCCUCCUUUGGUCUAGGAAGAGGCUGGAGGGAGCAUGUGCUGAUGACUGUCCUUUUAUGGCCACCCCCUCCCACUUUUUUGGCCGGCCUUAAGACUACCAGUAAUGAGAGCCAAUUUGGUAUAGUGGUUAAGAGCGCCAGGACUUGAAUCUGGAAAACUGGGUUUGAUUCCCCACUCCUCCGCUUGAAGCCAGCUGGGUGAUGUUGGAUCAAUCACAGCUCUCUCAGGGCUCUCUCAGCCCCACCCACCGCACAGGGUAAUUGUUGUGGGGAUAAUAACACACUUUGUAAACUGCUCUGAGUGUGGCAUUAAGUUGUCCUGAAGGGCAGUAUAUGAAUCAAAUAUUAUUAUUAAUGCAACAGGCACGGAGGUGACAGCCAACAUUUUCCAUUGUUGUUUAGCCUGCGUGGCAGUCAUUAUAUGAAUCAUGCUCAGUCUCCUCCCCAGCCCCUUCCUUUGUUUUUGCUGUUUUCUCCCACAUGGAAAGUGGGAGAAGAGGCAAUUGAAUUAAUUGAUGCUGUGCCCUUCCCGAAGAAAGGAGUGGCUCUUCUCCCUCCUUGUCUGUUCAUCAGGGGCAAGUUGAAGGCUGAGUAGGGUGGGAACAGCAAGCAGAUGCUCUGGUUGGGUGGAGGAAGUGGUUUUACCGCAUGUGGUUAACAGGCAUCUCAGUUACUUAGUCAGUAAUUGAUCUUGCACUGCCAAGUUGACACCUCCCCCAGGAGUAGCCAGUAGCUACUGGUCAGGGUUGGCUGCUUUCCUUUCAGGAGAACCCAGCAGAGUGACAAUCAGAGCUUUCUCUAGUUUCUGUUCCCUGUGCCCCUGCCCCCACCCUGAACUGCAUUGCGAGCAUUUUGCAUCCUGCUUUUCUGAAACUAAGCUAGCCAUGGAAAGCAGAAAUGGUUGCAGAAGCAAGGCCCCAGACUGGCCUAGAGGAAGAUCAGCAAGGCUGAUCUAGCGCUCCAGCUCCCUCAUUACUCACUGUCUUUUGUGUGCCCUCCCCAAAGAAGUCCAGGCCGCAGCAGGGCCAAGCAUUAGUGCUCAGAAAUGGGAUGACAACUCAAUCUGAAAGCAUAUCUUCCCUUCCCCUUCUGGCAGCCCCUCUGGAUGGCAUAGCAGGAGGGCAAUUUGCCCAGGAAGGACUUCUGGGAACAGCUGUGCUGUGGCCAGUCUCACGUGGGCAUUGCCUAACCCCCAAGAGAAGGCAUGGCCCUACCCUACCAGUAGUUUAAGGAGGAGACAACACAGUUCACAUCAGCAAAAUAUUGGAAUUGCACAGUUUAUUUAAAUGCUUGAACCUUGGGGAUGCAAGUAAAGUUCCACUUCCGUACACACACCUGUCUGUGUGCAUUUCCCCCCCACUUGGGUUAAUUCCUCAUUCCUGAAUAUGCAGAAUGGCAGCAUCCCAACUGAGAGAGAGAGACACACACACACAAGCCAAAAAUAAUCAGUGAAUCGCUUCUUUCCUUGACAGCCAUUCUGGCUGGAUAUGUUUCCACACUGGGUUCUAAGCCCUCUGUUCAUGUGAUUAGAAUGCCUUUGCUGAACCUUAACUAGCACUUUCCCAGCACCCUGAGCAUGUGCUAUCUCACAGUGGGUUUUGUGGUCCCAUCAAUAUUACAGACAUCAACUAGUUUUAAACCUCUCUUUCUCCCAGCAAGUUUUGGAAGUGGUUUAAGGAUACUCUGGGAGAAAUCUUGCAGGACUACAGUUCCCAAGCUUCCAUGUGUGAAGGACAUUUACACCACCUUACUGGUUUAGCCAUCACUGCAUCCUCAGCUAAUGGUAAUGCUCAUUGCUGCUGCUUGGGUUGGCCCAAAAAGAACAGGAAGGAUGAACAAAGUUACAAGGACCCUGGAAGAAGGUCUGCCAUAUGUAGGCAGGUGCCGGGGUAUAUUACUACACUGUGUCAUGCAUGAAUCUGUUUUCCAGUUUUGGUCUUUCCAGUGUAAUUGUCUCAUGUAUCCAGAAGAGAAAUAAAAGAUCUGAAGCCCA